Messenger RNA from Fraxinus pennsylvanica, 1758 nucleotides. The record is from the annotation of a GenBank genome assembly. NCBI's taxonomy places the organism in Eukaryota, Viridiplantae, Streptophyta, Magnoliopsida, Lamiales, Oleaceae.
AUGUCAUCAGUUUCACUCAAAUUCUUGGCGCCUUCAUUGCCAAAUUCCAAUAGGUUCAGGCUCACAAGGCUCCAUGCAACUCCACCUCAGACUGUGGUGCCACCGGCAUCCGGGGCUGUGGGGAUCGAAGUGGAAAGGCUAGAACCUAGAGUGGAAGAAAAGGAAGGGUAUUUUGUACUUAAGGAGAAGUUCAGACAAGGUAUAAAUCCUCAGGAGAAGGUUAAGAUUGAGAAGGAGCCUAUGAAAUUGUUCAUGGAAAAUGGAAUUGAAGAGCUUUCUAAGAUGUCUCUCGAAGAAAUCGAGAAGUCAAAACUCACUAAGGAUGACAUUGAUAUGAGGCUCAAGUGGAUUGGCCUAUUCCACAGGAGGAAACAUCACUAUGGUCGGUUCAUGAUGAGAUUGAAGCUACCAAAUGGGGUUACAACAAGUGCUCAAACUCGAUACUUGGCGAGUGUUAUUAAGAAAUAUGGGAAGGAUGGGUGCGCAGACGUCACUACGAGGCAAAAUUGGCAAAUUCGUGGAGUUGUACUGCCUGAUGUACCAGAGAUUCUGAAGGGACUUGAAGAAGUUGGCUUGACUAGCCUGCAGAGUGGCAUGGACAAUGUGAGGAAUCCAGUUGGGAACCCUAUUGCUGGGAUUGAUCCAGAAGAAAUUGUUGACACAAGACCUUAUACUAAUUUGCUCUCACAAUAUAUCACAGCCAAUUCACGAGGCAAUCCUGCUUUUACUAACUUGCCAAGGAAGUGGAAUGUGUGUGUAAUUGGCUCACACGAUCUUUACGAGCAUCCUCACAUAAAUGAUCUUGCAUUCAUGCCUGCCACGAAGAAUCGUCGCUUUGGAUUUAAUUUGCUCGUGGGUGGUUUCUUCAGCCCAAAACGAUGCGCUGAGGCGAUCCCACUCGAUGCAUGGGUUCCGGGUGAUGAUAUACUCCCAGUUUGCAAAGCUAUACUGGAAGCUUUUAGAGAUCUUGGUACAAGAGGGAACAGGCAAAAAUGCAGAAUGAUGUGGUUGAUUGAUGAACUUGGAAUAGAAGGAUUCAGGGCAGAGGUUGUGAAGAGAAUGCCUCAACAACAGCUGGAAAGAGAAUCAUCUGAAGACCUGGUACGGAAACAAUGGGAGAGGAGAGACUACCUAGGAAUACAUCCUCAAAAACAGGAAGGCUAUAGCUUUGUUGGUCUACAUGUCCCUGUGGGACGUGUCCAAGCAGACGAAAUGGACGAGCUUGCUCGUUUAGCUGAUGAAUAUGGCUCGGGUGAACUCCGGCUAACAGUCGAACAGAACAUUAUAAUCCCAAAUAUCGAGAACUCGAAGAUUGAAGCAUUGCUUAAAGAACCACUUUUAGAGAGAUUCUCCCCAGAGCCACCUCUUCUCAUGAAAGGCUUAGUAGCUUGUACAGGCAACCAGUUCUGUGGACAAGCCAUAAUCGAGACAAAGGCGCGCUCUCUUAAGGUAACCGAGGAGGUCAACCGACAGGUGUCCGUUCCUCGACCGGUAAGAAUGCAUUGGACUGGAUGUCCUAAUACCUGUGGACAAGUACAAGUUGCUGAUAUUGGAUUUAUGGGGUGCAUGACUAGGAAAGAUGGUAAAGUUGUUGAAGGAGCAGAUGUGUUUUUGGGUGGAAGAAUUGGAAGUGACUCACAUUUGGGAGAGAUUUAUAAGAAGGGUGUCCCUUGUGAUGACUUGGUUCCUUUGGUUGUGGACCUUUUGAUAGACCAGUUCGGGGCGGUUCGACGGGAAACCGAAGAAGCUGAAGAUUAG